Molecule: messenger RNA, 190 nt
Organism: Racocetra persica
Lineage: Eukaryota; Fungi; Glomeromycota; Glomeromycetes; Diversisporales; Gigasporaceae
Source: the annotation of a GenBank genome assembly
GAUAGUUUCUCUUAUCAAAACGACAACAUAAAUGUACUCCAUAUUGGGCGCAAUGUCGAAGCAAGGAUCGAAAGAAUUGAUGAAGAUAAUGCAAGUAUCUAUUUUGUGGAUAAUCAAGGUGUACAAGUACCCCCUCCACCAAACUCCGUUCUCAGGAAUACAACAACUAAUCGUAAUGUUCUGUAUCGUC